Messenger RNA from Rhinichthys klamathensis goyatoka, 1453 nucleotides. It is a transcript of the gene ormdl2, whose product is annotated as ORMDL sphingolipid biosynthesis regulator 2. The record is from RefSeq and is a predicted model, not a curated record. Gene Ontology annotation, biological process: negative regulation of ceramide biosynthetic process; ceramide metabolic process; intracellular sphingolipid homeostasis. The transcript is spliced from 4 exons. Gene Ontology annotation, cellular component: endoplasmic reticulum membrane. Bases 85 to 546 code for a protein of 153 amino acids. NCBI's taxonomy places the organism in Eukaryota, Metazoa, Chordata, Actinopteri, Cypriniformes, Leuciscidae.
CGCUUAGGAUGCUGUCUACGUAGGCAGCUCGCUAGGUUUUGAAACCUAGCCGCAGACGCUCUAUUUCCUGGUUACUUCGCAAGGAUGAAUGUGGGCGUUGCUCACAGCGAGGUGAACCCAAACACACGGGUGAUGAACAGCCGGGGGAUCUGGCUGGCCUACCUGCUGCUCACCACUGCCCUGCAUGUAGUCUUACUCAGCAUCCCUUUCCUCAGUGUGCCUGUGGUGUGGACGCUCACCAAUGUCAUACACAACCUGGUGAUGUAUCUGUUUUUGCACACCGUCAAAGGCACACCGUUUGAGACGCCAGACCAAGGGAAAGCACGUUUGCUUACUCACUGGGAACAGAUGGACUACGGCAUCCAGUUCACAGCAUCAAGAAAGUUCCUUACCAUCUCACCCAUUGUACUGUACAUCUUGGCCAGCUUCUACACUAAAUAUGACACCACCCACUUCCUAGUCAACACAGGCUCGCUACUAAGCGUCCUCCUUCCAAAGUUGCCUCAGUUUCAUGGAGUUCGUCUAUUUGGUAUCAAUAAAUACUGAUAUGACACUGCAGCCCACUCAUGGAGGGGACGUAGCAUCAUGGAGAUGAGAUGACUGAAGUUCCUUUAUUCUCCAUAUGAUGCUUCCUUGGUCCAAAGCCGUAGGGACUUAAGGAACCAAAACUGCACUGGACUCAAGUACAUUAUUUAAAAAAAAAAAAAAAAAAAAAAGGCCUUCCAUGCUCAGGUUUACUCAAUCUGUGGUUUUUUUUUUUGUUUGUAUCCAAUCUUAUGUCUGUAAUUUCUUUUCAUCAUAUAAUACUUUCUAGAUUCAUCAAGUUUAAGGAAGUUUUGACUACAUUGCAACAGACAAUGUGCCAAUUAUUAUCCGCCGAUAUUAAUUGUGUUAAGGUUCCCGUUGCAUAAUCCCACAACAAGCUCUGCCACUGUGGAAUCAAAACAUGAUAGUCCUGAAUUAUAAUAUUCAGAUUGUUUUUUGUCAGUGUUCUAGUAUAUAACGUGGGAACUGCAGUUAUUAAGAUAUGUUAGAAUUAAUAGGAAAACACAUCUGUUUUGAGUUUAAUCUGAACUGUUGCUGCAUCUAUCAUUUCAUUUUCUCCAAAAAUGCAAAACAAAGAUCUGGGAUAAUGUGUGAUUGUGCAAAAUCUGGUUUCUCUUGAAGUGUUUUUCUUUAAGUUCAUUGCUUAGUUUUUUUUUUUUUUUGCUGAGCACUGGUUAUAUUAGAUUUUCUGUAUUUAUUUAUUUCAUCAUAUCAUGAAACAUUCCAAUUUGAAGUAAAUGCCAAGGUAAACACACAUUAUUAUUAUUAUUAUUAUUAUUAUAUGUAUGUGUCUGCAUGGAUCAUGUUUGUUCACAAUACAAAAGUGACAGUAUGCAGAUUGGGGAACAAAAGCCUGAGACCACAUUGAAAAUAAAGGAUUCAAUUUCUAAUUUAAAGCUGGAAAUAA